Molecule: messenger RNA, 318 nt
Organism: Populus nigra (black poplar)
Lineage: Eukaryota; Viridiplantae; Streptophyta; Magnoliopsida; Malpighiales; Salicaceae
Product: precursor of CEP5-like
Exons: 1
Coding region: 1-318 (105 amino acids)
Biological process (GO): root development; nitrate import; regulation of leaf morphogenesis
Cellular component (GO): extracellular region
Molecular function (GO): hormone activity
Source: RefSeq, a predicted model, not a curated record
AUGGCCCAAAUGAAGUUGCUCUGUGCCUUUGUUUUCCUCGUACUCUUCUUCUCCCAAGAGUUUAAGUUCAUUGAGGGAAGGCAUUUGAAGACCAGAACCUCUAACAAGUUCCUUCAAAAGGAACUUGUUGAGAACAAUAGUAAGUUACAUGUCAAUGAAAAGUCCGAUAAAACAGUCAAUGCUACUCCAAUGUCUCCAUCUUCACCCCCAUCUCCGGUUGUUACCGAGCCCCAUCCAUCUCCACCAGGCCAUGUUGAUGACUUCAGACCUACUGCCCCAGGCCACAGCCCUGGUGUUGGGCAUUCCCUACAGAACUAG